Drosophila grimshawi is the source of this 970-nucleotide messenger RNA. Its product is annotated as probable trehalose-phosphate phosphatase J. The transcript has 4 exons. NCBI's taxonomy places the organism in Eukaryota, Metazoa, Arthropoda, Insecta, Diptera, Drosophilidae. Bases 124 to 945 code for a protein of 273 amino acids. The record is from RefSeq and is a predicted model, not a curated record. Gene Ontology annotation, molecular function: trehalose-phosphatase activity. Gene Ontology annotation, biological process: trehalose biosynthetic process.
GUUUGUAUCUCUUGACAGAGCACAGUGUCUAGUGGAGAAUUCAUCUCAAGUGUGCAAGUACUACUUCUAUACCAUCUAUUACAUCUCAUUGUGGGACUGGCUUGGCAUUCCGCAGCUGACAUAAUGCCGGAAAGGGAAACUGUACCAGUUAUCAGUCGUUUGGAGGAGUUCGAACAGAAUUUACCUGGAUAUCUGGGUAAUCACUCAAAGCUGGCAGUUUUGCUGGACUACGAUGGCACCUUGGCGCCAAUCGCGGACAAUCCCAGCAACACAAUAAUGCCUGUGGAAGUGGGAGCCAUAUUGCGCAAGUUGGCCAAGCAUCCUCAAAUAUUUAUGUGUGUGAUUUCUGGCCGCGCACUGAAAAAUGUGCAGGCCCACGUAAGCAUCGAUGGUAUUACUUAUUCGGGCAAUCAUGGACUCGAAAUUGAGUAUCCAGAUGGUUCCCGUCACGAUUACGAUUUGCCUGCCGAUAUAAAAAAGAACUACACAGCCAUGGUUGAAGAGCUGAAGCAACGAGUGGAGAAGAAUGGCGCCUGGGUGGAGGAUAAGCGUGUCUCACUCACGUAUCACUAUCGGGACACGCCCGUUGGGCUCAAGGAUGAGCAAAAGAAACUAGCCACAGAGAUCUCACAAAAUUAUGGAUUCCGCGUCAGUCAGGCACAUGAGGCCAUUGAAGUGAAGCCCCCAGUCAAUUGGAAUAAAGGCGAAGCAGCUCUCCAUAUCCUGAAAAGCAAAUUCGGCGCUGAUUGGUCAAAGGAGGUUCGCGUUGUAUUUGCGGGCGAUGAUACCACAGAUGAAGAUGCCAUGAAGGUGCUCAAGGGCUUUGGUCGCUCCUUCCGCAUCGCAGCUGAUGCUCAGGUUGAAACCUUCGCUGACUUCCGAUUGCCCAAACAAGAUCUGAUGAUGGAUCUAUUCAAGUGGAUUUCAUCUGUUUAUGUCUCUUAGAAUUUUUAGAUAGUUAAUUAUUGUU